GGCGUGUCCAAACGUCACUUCCGUCAAAAAUACAACAAACGAUAAAUCCGGCAAUGCUCUGCGUGCUCUGCUAAAUCGGGCAUUUCGAUGUUAUAACUGUGUUAAACUCAUCCCAAGAUUCGACUGGCACCCUUAUCCCUCCAGACUCUUGGUGGCAGGUUCGUCACUCAUGGAGCCCUCCACCAAGCCUGGAAACAACCAGGUGGCUGAUGUGGUGUUCGUCAUCGAGGGGACGGCAAAUCUUGGACCCUACUUUGAAUCUCUGAGAAAAAAUUACAUCCUACCAGCAAUCGAAUAUUUCAAUGGAGGGCCUCCAGCAGAAACAGAUUUUGGUGGAGAUUAUGGAGGAACGCAGUACGGCUUGGUGGUGUUCAACACAGUGGAUUGUGCUCCAGAGUCGUACGUCCAGUGUCACGCGCCAACAAGCUCUGCCUACGAGUUUGUGUCGUGGAUCGACAGCAUCCAGUUCAUGGGAGGUGGAGCAGAAAGCUGUAGUCUUAUAGCAGAGGGACUCUCUGUGGCCCUGCAGCUCUUUGACGACUUUAAGAAGAUGAGGGAGCAAAUAGGUCAAACCCACAAGGUGUGUGUGCUGCUGUGUAACUCUCCUCCUUACCUGCUUCCUGCUGUGGAGAGCGUCACCUACACGGGCUGCACAGCAGACAACCUGGUUAAAAUCAUCAGAGAUAGAGGAAUUAAUUUCUCUGUGGUCGCCCCUCGCAAACUGCCCGCUCUGAGGUCUUUAUUUGAACGGGCGUCUCCAGUGGGAGGUGCUGUUGAACCCCAUCCAGACUACAGUCAGGACCCCUUCCACAUGGUCCUGGUCAGAGGCAUCUCGCUUCCUGUUUCCUUAGGUGGAGGUCCUGGGCCGCUCAAACCCGUCCUCCCCCCCUCGCCUAACAGUCAGCCUCUUGGUGGAGCAUCUCAGCCUCCUCCACCCAUAAAUGCAAACCAUCCAUACCAGAAUCCGGCCGCCAUGAGUGCUGCUCAGGUGGCUGCACAGAUGGCUGUGGAGGCAGCGAACAGCCAGAAGAGUCGCUUCCCAGGAAUGGUCAGUCAAGGUUCUCCGUUCACAGGCCAGCCAACCAUCCCGUCGGUGCCCGGGGUGAAGCUCAAUCAGCUCAGCAUAUCUACGGUCACGACGGGGACUCAGCCCCUGAUGCCACAGCAACAAGUUCCUCCCAAUCAGCAGCAAGCAGUCCCGCCCCCAGGGCAGCCUGUGCCCAAUCAACAGCAGCAGCAGAUGCCACCUCAGCAGCAGCAGCCCCUACCAAAUCAGCCCACGGUGCCUUCAGCCCAGCCCAACAUGGCUGGUGUGUCUGGAGCUCCAGGCAAUGCGAAUCCCAUUGGACAGCCGCAAGGUGUGGCCAAUAAGAUUGUAGCUUGGACCGGCGUUCUGGAGUGGCAGGAGAAGCCUAAAGCCUCUUCCAUGGAUUCAACAACCAAACUGACGCGCUCCCUGCCAUGUCAAGUGCAUGUUAACCAAGGAGAAAAUCUAAACACGGACCAGUGGCCGCAGAAGCUCAUCAUGCAGCUGAUUCCACAGCAGCUCCUGGCAACCUUAGGUCACCUCUUCAGAAACUCCCGAAUGGUUCAGUUUCUCUUCACCCACAAAGACAUGGAGUCGCUGAAAGGCCUGUACCGCAUUAUGGCCAAUGGUUUUGCCGGCUGCGUCCACUUCCCCCACACCACCUCACCCUGUGAAGUGCGGGUGCUGAUGCUGCUCUACUCCUCCAAGAAGAGAAUCUUCAUGGGCCUCAUCCCCAACGACCAGAGCGGAUUCGUCAACGGCAUCCGGCAGGUCAUCACCAACCACAAGCAGGUCCAGCAGCACAGAGCGCAGUUAGGAGGAGCCGGCGGUCCCAUGCAGCCCGGUCAGGUUGCCCCCAACCAGAACUUCCUCAACAGGCCUGCUGGCCCCAUCCCUGUCUCCCAUGGCAACGUCCAGCAGCAGUCUGUGGUGGUGGGCAUGCCCCCUGUUAGUCAGGUCUCUAUGAUGGAGGAGCAGCAGAGGCAGAACAACAUGAUGACGAUGAGAGCAGCCGGACCAGCCAAUCAACAACAGCCUGGCGGCGGUGCUCCACCCAACCAGGUAGCACAAGGCGGACAAGCCCAGGCCCAGGGUCCCAUACUCCGCCUCUCAAAUCCAGGAGCCAAUCCCCAGCUCCGCAGUCUUCUCCUCAGCCAACAGCAACCACAGGGCGGGGUGUCUCACAUGCCAGGCAUGAUGUCUCACCAGGGACUCGGGCAGCAGUUGGUCCAUCAGGCACCAGGAGGGGGGGCUCAAAUGCAGGGCCAGUGGAGGCAGCCAUUGGCAGGUCAGAUCCUGAUGUCUGGAGGUCAGAGAGGUGCUGUUCCCCAGCCCGGGAUGCCCCAAGUCUCCAGUGUUAUGGAGGAUGAAAUCCUCAUGGACCUACUCUGAGCGAGCGUACUGGACUCUGGAAUAGAUUUUUUUUAUAUAUUUUUUUUAGUUGAAUCUUGGCAGCAUUUUUUGCCAGUUUGGACACAUGCAUCCGCUCGGUUGCUUUAUUGCUACAAAUGUUCAACAUAAUUAAGGAACAAAUCAUGAGUAGUUCCCUUUUUUUUCUUCUUCUUUUCACGGGACUGAGCAGCUGAAGUUAAUUAGGGGCAGACAAUGCGAGCAUUAGUUUUUCAUGUAAAUGGUCAAACCGACAGCACGCUAAUCCUCCACUCUGAAGAAAGCCAACCAGUGGAAAGAGACAAUUAUGAAAAACCUCCUGCAAACUCCACUUUUCUAUACAUUGUAUCAUUGACAUUUGAAAUACUGUUUUUUUUUCUUUUUAAUUAAGAUUUUACAAUUUCUGUUUCAUUUGUUGCUGUUUUUUAAAUCAAG
Messenger RNA from Labrus bergylta (ballan wrasse), 2851 nucleotides. RefSeq names its product mediator complex subunit 25 (gene med25). The record is from RefSeq and is a predicted model, not a curated record. Gene Ontology annotation, biological process: positive regulation of transcription by RNA polymerase II. Lineage: Eukaryota; Metazoa; Chordata; Actinopteri; Labriformes; Labridae. Gene Ontology annotation, cellular component: mediator complex; transcription regulator complex.